Solenopsis invicta (red fire ant) is the source of this 4907-nucleotide messenger RNA. RefSeq names its product CD109 antigen. Bases 244 to 4674 code for a protein of 1476 amino acids. The transcript has 28 exons. Lineage: Eukaryota; Metazoa; Arthropoda; Insecta; Hymenoptera; Formicidae. Gene Ontology annotation, molecular function: endopeptidase inhibitor activity. Gene Ontology annotation, cellular component: extracellular region. The record is from RefSeq and is a predicted model, not a curated record.
UUGGUAGUGGUCGUCAGUGCUCGCUUAACCGUUGGGCCGUCAGCAAGCGCGGAUACUCUCUAACUCUCCGAGACUCCUCCGAUUCGGCGUCUCCUCCCGCACGGAGGCGUAAAAACGCGACGGCCGUCUACGGCGAUCCGGCGAUCCGCUGACGAUCGUCGUCCGGUUCGCGAUUUUUCUUGGUGCAACGGAAGAAGUUGGCGUGUCCUCUUCCGUCUCUGGCCAGGAUUUUUUUCCUAGAACAUGGAAUUGCUAGGCAUUUUACUGCUGUCGGGAAUAAUCUCAAACGUAGCCGCAGUACCGUAUUACACUAUUAUUGCACCGAAAGUGGUACGUCCUGAUUCAGAAUAUCAUGUAGCGGCAAGUGUCACCGGUGUAUCGACGCCGUCAACGAUAUAUGUAGAACUGACCGGCGAACUCGAUACAGGAAAAAUAUUUAAUAUUUCUCGGACAGUAGUCGUGGAGCCUUACUCCACUCAUAUUUUGCGAUUAGACAUUGGAGAAACCACACCGGGAAAAUACAAACUUACAGCACGCGGUUUGUCCGGUAUUGAUUUUCAUAAAUCGAAGGAUAUCGAAUAUGUACACAAAAGUUAUUCGGUUUUUAUUCAGACCGAUCGGGCGAUUUAUAAGCCCGGUCAUAAAGUUAUGUUUCGUUGUAUAAUAUUGGAUUCGAGGCUAAGACCGAGCAUUGUGGGCCCGACAGAAGUAUACGUCGUCGAUGGCGAUGGUAACCGUAUCAAGCAAUGGGUUCGACCACCAGUGACUCAUGGUAUUUUCGGUAAUGAAUUGGAGCUAUCUCAUUCGCCAGUAUUAGGAAAGUGGAAGUUUGUUGCCGAUGUCGGCGAUCAGACGUUCGAAAAGGAAUUUGAAGUCGCCGAAUACGUUCUGCCGAAUUUCGAAGUGACGAUCGAUUCGCCGAAGCAUGUGCAAUUCAAAGAAUCAAAAGUUACAGCAACUAUCCACGCAAAGUAUACUUAUGGAAAACCAGUAAAAGGUGAAGCUACGAUAACAGCUUAUCCAGACAUUUUUUCGGGCGUGAUUCAACCGAUUUUCCAACAACCAGUGAGGAAAGUGAUACCGAUUAAUGGAAAGGUUACAGUUGAUUUCGAUAUAUUGACUGAAUUAAGAUUGACUGACGAAUAUGAAAGGCCCAUCAUUAUUGACGCGGUGGUGGAAGAAGAAUUAACUACCAGAAGGCAAAACGUCUCGACACAAAUAACACUACAUAAGCACAAGUACACAAUGGAAUUGAUAAGAACGUCGGAAUAUUUCAAACCGGGUCUAAAGUAUACCGCUUUCUUAAAAUUAGCAUAUCACGACGGAUCGCCAGUACAAGAUACGAAAAACGACGUCUUGAUAGCGUAUGGGUACACGUAUAAUCAAUCGGCGUAUUCGAAUAUCUCGAGAAAAUUAGACGAACACGGCAUGGUGCAACUAGAUUUUUAUCCGCCUAAGGCGAAGGAUAACAUCUCUUUUCCUUUAAAUAUUGAGGCACAAUACUUAAAUCUUCAUGAAUGGUUUCCCUCGACUAAUCAAGCUAUGUCCCAGAGCAAUGAGUACAUUCAAGCAACUCUGAAAACGGAAAAACCAAUGGUGAACAAUUAUGUUGAAAUCGAAGUGAAUUCUACCGCACCGUUGAAAUACAUAAGUUACGAGAUACUUGGUCGCGGUGACAUCUUAGAUGCCGGAUCGAUCUACAUGCAAGACAAGUACACGACAUCAUUCAAAUUUUUAGCGACAUACGUCAUGGCGCCUACUGCACAUGUAAUUGUAUACUACGUACGAACAGAUGGAGAAGUAAUAGCAGAUUCAUUAGAUGUUGAACUCACGGGAUUGCUACAAAAUCAUAUCGAUCUUAAAUUAACACCUGAAGAAGUUAAACCUGGUGACAACGUUAAUCUUAUGAUAUCCGCGAAACCAAAUUCCUUCGUUGGACUGCUAGGCGUUGAUCAGAGAUCCCUUUUGCUGAAAUCUGGAAAUGAUAUCACUUAUGAUCAAGUGUACAAGGAGUUGCAAUCGUACGACAAGGCAGAAUCAUCGCCACACGCAGAUGCGUUUUUCGGCCGUUCGCUCUGGAGACCCGGCUCAGGAACAGCGGACGAUGUGUUUCAAAAAACUGGCGUGGUAAUCCUCACAAACGGAUACGUUCAUGAGAACUUCCCUGUACGAUUACCACAAAUUUUGGAAGGUAGAAUAACGGGCUCGCCUCAUGGGGUGUCCACGCUUCGACCAGACCUUGGUCCACCUGUCACGCACAGAUUAGCGACAAGACCACCGCUGGCAGGUCCUUACGCCUUCUCUCGCAUCCCAACCCCUGUCUGGAAUAAGCCCCGUGUAUUCCUAAUGCAUGACAUCUUAAACACCUGGCUUUUCACAAACUUCUCUUCAGGGUAUAAUGGAAAAACGGAAUUACGGCGUACCGUACCGGAUUCCAUUACAUCAUGGGUAUUGACUGCAUUUUCUGUUAACGACGCGCACGGAUUAGGCCUUAUAGAGGAACCCAGAAAGUUAAAAGUAUUCAAGCCUUUCUUCAUAUCCGUCGAUCUACCGUACUCGGUAAUACGAGGAGAAAUCGUAGGGAUACAAAUUGUAGUGUUCAAUUACAUGAAUAAAGAUUUGACAGCCGAGGUUUUGCUAACAAACGAAGGACAAUUCGACUUCGCGGAAGUUUCUAAUGAAGUUCACGAUGCACCGAAAUUGGAGUUAUAUCGCAGAAAGAAAGUUGACGUAAAAGCCAAUUCCGGUUCAAGUGUGUCGUUCAUGAUCAUUCCAAGAGAGUUGGGAUACAUCACUAUAAAAGCGACCGCUAAUAGCGUUAUGGCUGGUGAUAGUGUCGAACAUAAGUUACUUGUCAAUGCUGAGGGAGAAACGCAAUAUAAGAAUGAAGCGGUAUUUCUGGACUUGAGAAAUGCUGAACAGGGAGGUGCAAAUGUCACCAUCAACAUACCCAAUAAUGCAGUUCCAGGAUCCGAAAAUAUUCAAAUAUCUGCAGUUGGCGAUAUCUUGGGUCCUAGUAUCCCGAACUUGGCAAAUUUAAUAAGAAUGCCAUUUGGCUGCGGCGAGCAGAAUAUGCUUAACUUUGUGCCAAAUAUCGUCAUUCUAAAUUACCUCAAGAAUACGAAUCAAUUAACACAAGCCGUACAAAGCAAAGCGUUAAAAUAUCUAGAUAUCGGCUACCAGCAGGAGUUGACUUACAGACAUAGCGAUGGUUCGUUCAGCGCGUUUGGCAUGUCGGAUUCUAGCGGAAGCACAUGGCUUACAGCCUUCGUAGCAAAAUCUUUCAAGCAAGCAGGAGAAUACAUAGCGGUUGAGGAUAGAAUCAUAAACGAGGCAUUACAGUGGCUGGCCAACAAUCAAGCACCAAACGGCUCUUUCCCCGAAGUAGGAAAAGUUAGCCAUCGCGACAUGCAGGGUGGGGCCGCUAAUGGACUCGCUCUAACGGCGUACACGCUUAUUGCUUUUCUCGAAAAUGAGUUAUCUCCCGAUCAAUACGUUCCAAGAUAUCGUAACGUUAUAAACAAGGCUGUUGACUAUAUCGUUCGUAAUAUGGAUGGAUUAAACGAUACGUACGCAUUGAGCCUGUGCGCCUACGCCUUAAAUUUGGCGAAGCACCCGUAUGAGACAUCGGCAUUUAACUUCUUGGAAUCGAAAACUAUGACAAAAGGGGAUCUCAAAUGGUGGAGUAAACCUAUACCGAAGGACAAUAAAAAUCCACACUAUUCUUUGCCGCGUUCCGUCGAUGUCGAAAUGACAUCAUACGCUUUACUUUUGUAUCUCAAACGCAAUUUAGUCACGGACGCGAUUCCCGUAAUGAAGUGGCUCGUCAAGCAACGAAAUACAGAAGGCGGCUUCGCGUCGACACAAGACACUGUUAUCGGACUUCAAGCAUUAGCGAAGCUUGCUGAAAAAUUGUCGAAGGACGCGAGUUCAGUUCGAAUCGCGUUUAAACAUGAAGAAGGUCAAGGCUAUAUAAACAUAAAUGGCGGUAAUUCUAUGAUACUACAAAAACAGAUACUACCUACGAAAACACGAUACGUUAAUAUAACAGCAUCUGGUAAAGGCUUUGUACUCGUGCAAGUUUCCUAUCAAUAUAAUUUGAACGUCACAGGAGCAUUCCCGUUGUUUACAUUGGAUCCUCAAGUGGAUAAAAACUCCAAUGCUAAUCAUUUACAACUUUCCAUAUGUUCAGGAUUUGUUCCAACCGAGGAAACAAACGAGAGUAAUAUGGCUGUUAUGGAAGUAAGCUUACCUUCUGGCUUCACAGUAGACAGGGAUUCAUUACCGAGUUUAGAAAUAUCAUCGUAUGUAAAGCGUGUGGAAACGAGAAAUGGUGACACAAUGGUGGUUUUAUACUUUGACAAGAUGGUGAAGGAAGAAUAUUGUCCAACUGUAUCCGCAUUUAGGACGCAUAAAGUAGCUAAGCAAAAACCAGUUCCGGUUUCCAUAUAUGACUAUUAUGAUUCGUCGAGACGAGCAAGAGCGUUUUACGAGCCUAGAAAGACAACUUUGUGUGAUUUAUGCGAAGAUGAAGAUUGCGAAGACAUAUGCGUUUCAAAACCUGGUAAACAAAAGGACAAUGUUAGGACGUCCGCCGCGUCUCAUGUUUAUGCUUGUGUAUAUUUGCAAUUUAUAUUCUUCUCGUUUUACUAUUUGCUUCAUAAGUACUUGUAAUUAUAUUGUUACUGAAAAUAAUUAUUUCAUUAUAUUAUACUAUAAAUUUUAAAUCUAACAGAAUAACGUAAAGAAGCUAUAUAAGUUGCGACCAAAGUAUACCUACUUGUUAUACAGAAUAUAAGAUAUUACACUCUUUUUAUGAAAUGUCUAAAUCAAACUAACAUAAGAUUUAAUUAUUUAAUGGUAAUACUAAGUCUAUAAUAAAACUUGAAAAUGUUUCUUGUUAUUAA